UCCAAGGCCGAGAGCGUCUGUCAACAACGCCGCCGCCGCUGACCGUGGUCUCGUGGCCUAACCAGACCCAUAAAGCACUCCAGAAGAAGAGGAAGAAGACCUCCCUAGCUCUCCAGAACAGUGAAUAAGCCUUUUGGACCGUCACUGCCCGUCAACAGUAACAGCAGCCAUGAAGGAGGAAGAGAAGAAAGAGGAGAGAAAUAAAGUCAAGCAGAGGGAGCUCCUUUACAAACUGAUGAUCAGCCAGCUGUUCUACGAUGGCCAUCAGAACUUCGCACAGGAGUUGGCCGUCAUUGUGGACCAAGAAGCCACGGCCGUCUCCCCUUCAGACCGGCUCAUGAACAUAACCACCAUUGGACUGCAGCACGAACAUGAGGUGGAGCGGCCCCUCAACCGCCUGGAGUACACGCUGGGGCCCGGCCUCGACUUGGAGUACGAAACGGAACCCCAGACCAGCGCCCCCGAGCCAGCCAUGUAUGAGACCGCCUAUGUCACCUCCCACAAGGACAAGUGUCGUGCCGCAGCCUUCUCCAUGGAUGGGAGUUUAGUGGCCACGGGGAGUGUGGACGCCUCUAUAAAGAUCUUGGACGUGGACCGAAUGCUUGCCAAAAGUGACCCUGAUGCAGUGGAGCUCCAUCCAGAUGCUGUGGUUGGUCACCCAGUCAUCCGCACGCUGUAUGACCACCUGGAUGAGAUCACUUGCCUAGAGUUCCACCCGAGGGAGCAAAUCCUGAUAUCUGGCAGCCGGGACACCAAUAUCAAAAUGUUUGACUUUAGUAAGACAUCCGCCAAGAAGGCCUUCAAGACUCUAACGGACGCAGAACAGGUGACCAGCAUGUCAAUCCACCCCAGUGGAGACUUCUUGGCCGUCACCACCGAGGGGCCAGUGGUCAGGUUUUACGACAUCAACACGUGCCAGUGCUACGUGUGUCCCUACCCCCGGGAGCACCAUGCUGGGCCCCUCACCAGCGUGCGCUACUCUGCCGACGCCCGUGUGUGUGCCAGCGCCUCCAAGGAUGGAGACAUCAAAAUCUGGGAUGGGGUGUCGGGCCGCUGUGUGCAAACCUUCACCAAGUGCCACGACGGGGCUGAGGUCUGCUCCGUGCUCUACUCUCGGAAUGGCAAGUACAUCCUGUCGUCGGGUCUGGACAGCAUUGUCAAGUUGUGGGAGCUGUCAACGGGCCGUUGCCUCAUUGCCUACACUGGUGCCGGCUCAGUGGGCCGGCAGGAGCACAGCGCACACGCCAUGUUCAACCACACCGAAGACUUUGUCAUGUUCCCGGACGAGGCCACCACCUCCCUCUGUGCCUGGGACGCUCGCAAUGCCCAGAGGAAGAAUCUGCUGUCCCUCGGUCACAAUGGCCCUGUGCGACACAUGGUCCACUCACCCUGCUCGCCGGCCUUCAUCACCUGCUCAGAUGACUACCGGGCAAGGUUCUGGUACCGCAGGAAUGUCCACUGAGACCCUUCAACAAGACUGUGCUGAGGGUCAAGGGAAGGGCCUUUUAUCCAUUUUUUGUUUUAUAACAUUACAGUUUGGUGUUUCAGUUUGUACACACCUUGUAAUUAGUACUUAUGUCAAGAAUAAAGGGACCUUGGAAAAGUAAGCGGAAUUAAAAAUAGGAAUGAUUGUCAAAGUGAAGAAUGAUUAUCAUUCUAUUUUGACAGCAUUAGAUACUCAAUCUUUCUUAUGCUUGUCUAGCGAAAAAUAAGAAGAAGAAGAAGAGAAAGAAUGUUAUGAGCUAUGAUUAAAUAUCUGGAGGUGUGAGAA
Messenger RNA from Eriocheir sinensis (Chinese mitten crab), 1771 nucleotides. It is a transcript of the gene CstF50, whose product is annotated as cleavage stimulation factor subunit 1-like. The record is from RefSeq and is a predicted model, not a curated record. Gene Ontology annotation, biological process: mRNA 3'-end processing. Gene Ontology annotation, cellular component: mRNA cleavage stimulating factor complex. Lineage: Eukaryota; Metazoa; Arthropoda; Malacostraca; Decapoda; Varunidae. The transcript has 8 exons. The coding region runs from base 170 to 1462 and encodes 430 amino acids. Gene Ontology annotation, molecular function: protein binding; RNA binding.